AUGGCUGAAGGCGCAGAGCAGGCCCAGGAGCGGCAGAGGUUGGAGGGAGGGGAGCGCGAGGACGAGGACGAGGACGAGGACGAGGACGAGGAGAGCCAUGACGACGACCAUGACGAGGAGGAGGAAGACGACGACGACGAUGAGGACGAUGAGGACGAUGAGGAUGAUGAGGACGACGAUGACGAUGAGGAGGGCGGAGGGGGGAGGCGGCGCAACGUGCGGCCUUCCGAUGGCAAUGGGCUCUCCCUCAAGCUGAUGCGAUUCUUGCAACGCUCUGAGUUUGACGAGGAACUCUACGAGUUUCUCUACCAUGGGCUCUCAGAUAUUACCGUCGCCCCCAUAGGCGAAGAGCAGCCGCUGCAGCUGUUCUCCCUCUAUCAGGCGUUCACAGAUAUGUUCGACGAACGGUUCCGUCGCUUCAUGUCGCAAAACGGCUACUCUUCGUUAGAAGCUGUCUACAGGAAGCUGGAGGAAGAAAACUCCAACAAACCGAGGACUAGAAGGUUUCUCAGUAGCCUGCAUGCUGGGAUGCAGUACGAGUCCUUCGUUGAGCUCGCCCUGGAGUUUCAAGAGGCCCCUGACGAGUGA
This is a messenger RNA of Guillardia theta CCMP2712, 588 nucleotides long. RefSeq lists its product as hypothetical. The transcript has 4 exons. Bases 1 to 588 code for a protein of 195 amino acids. Lineage: Eukaryota; Cryptophyceae; Pyrenomonadales; Geminigeraceae. The record is from RefSeq and is a predicted model, not a curated record.